This is a messenger RNA of Lottia gigantea (owl limpet), 549 nucleotides long. RefSeq lists its product as hypothetical. Gene Ontology annotation, biological process: ganglioside catabolic process; lipid transport. The transcript is spliced from 3 exons. NCBI's taxonomy places the organism in Eukaryota, Metazoa, Mollusca, Gastropoda, Lottiidae. Gene Ontology annotation, cellular component: cytoplasmic side of plasma membrane. The record is from RefSeq and is a predicted model, not a curated record. Bases 1 to 549 code for a protein of 182 amino acids. Gene Ontology annotation, molecular function: enzyme activator activity; lipid carrier activity.
AUGUUAAAUUCUUGUGUUACAGCACGCAGGGAAAAUGCUUCAGUUGUAUUUAGUGAUUUUAAAGUUACACCUGAUCCUGUAGAAAUACCUGGAAAUCUAACAGUAUCUGGCGCUGUUGUAUUUAAAGAAGCUAUAAGUGGUAAUGUUUCUCUGGAACUGGCUAUUAAUAGAUCUAUGGGGUUCUUUGAUUUAACUUUACCAUGUAUUAAUCAUCUAGGCAGUUGUAAAUAUGACGAUGUAUGUACCAUAUUGGAUCAAGGCAAUGCUUCAUUAGGUUGCGCACCUCAACUGAAAGAAAAUGGUUUUCCGUGUCAAUGUCCGUUUUUAAAUGGAACCUACGAUAUAAAUCAUACAAUAUUUGUUUUACCGGAAGUGAAGGGUAUUUGGAAACAAUUUGCUAAGGGUGAUUAUGCUAUAUCAUUAAAACUGGUAGAUGAAGAUGCUGGAGAAAUACUCGGAUGUCAAGAAUUAACCUUUUCUCUAGAUGAACCUCAUCCAGAAGGUGUCACACCAAAACCAUGUGAUUGGCUGUGUAAAUUGAUUGGAUAA